This is a messenger RNA of Cuscuta campestris, 1634 nucleotides long. The record is from the annotation of a GenBank genome assembly. Lineage: Eukaryota; Viridiplantae; Streptophyta; Magnoliopsida; Solanales; Convolvulaceae.
AUGUUAAGACGAAUCAAAUAAGAUCACACAUGACUAUUUUUAGGCUUACACAUUGAGAGAAUUUGAUGAGUCAAAGUGCUUUGAUGAACAGUUCCAAAAGUCAAAAGUGGACAAAGACAGUGGGACGGAGGUAGUAGUCUUCCGUAAGGAAGUUUUCAUGGUAUCGGAGCCCACAGGCUGUGUAGGUUUUCCGUUCGUUUUUUUUGGCGUAGAAGAAUAUGGCGAAUUUCGGGGAAAAGAAAGCCGACGGCGACACCGGCGGUAGUGGAGUUCCUCAACGUCGUACAAUCUCGCCAUACGAUCUUCAUGCCAAUGAUAAUCCGGGGUUGAUUAUCACGCAGGAGGAAACAGCAAGAGCAAGAGCAGCCCACGCACGUGAGCGUCCCGAAAAUGCCGCCUUUGCAUCCCGGAUUGUUGCCUCGGAAAAGCCACGUGACAAAAAUAACGUCUCUUGUUCAUAUUGCAAGAGGUUGGGCCACGAUAAGGAUACUUGCUACCAACUUCAUGGCUAUCCGGAGGGCUGGGGUCGUUAUAGUGGCGGAAGAGGCCGCGGGCGUGGGCGAGGCGGGACUGCCGGCAGAGGCUCUGGCGGACAGCAACUCCAACAGCCGCAUGCAGCCCAUGCCAGGGAAUCUGCCCAUGUUGCCGCAGUAAAUAGAGGAGCCAACAGUGGUGAAUCUUCUACUGGAGCUAUCCCUUCCUUGACCGCAGAGCAAUGGGACACAUUUAGAGCACUUCUCGCCUCCGUCAAAGAUGUUCCGUCUGAAAAAUUAAAUGAAACCUCUUUUAAUGAUAAUUCCUUGCCUUAUUUGGAUGAUGAAGAAGAUCUUGGAAAUCGGCGGUUACCAGAAAGGGGGGGCACUGAUUCCCUACCUAUUGCCCUGCCCACUGCCACCCUGACUGCUGCCCGUCCUCAGCCCACGGAUACUUCAGAACUUCAGCCCACAUUUUCUGGCAGUUCGGGUCGUCGUCCACAAACCCUCCAGCCGCCAAUAACAACACUGCCACUUCUUCAGCUCUCCAGCCAGCAUCUGCCACUUUGGGUCGAGGUCACCGGCAACGCACACCCAAUGAUUGAGAAAUUGCCUACAUGUGCAAAGUGCCGCGCGUGCAAGUGUGGUGCCAUUAAAACAAUAGAGACGCAAAAGGAGAAUGAAAAGGUGCAUCAAUUCUUGAUGGGACUCGAUAACGAGGGCUAUAGCGGCGUGCGUUCUAACAUUCUGAGUACCACCCCGCUCGCACCGCUCAAUCGUGUAUACUCAACGAUUAUACAACAAGAAGGUGUUCUUAAAGUGACCACCCAAGAAGAAGAGAAAAACCCGGUCAGUUUUGCCGUUAUCAACCGAGCAAACCGAGAGCGAGCAGACCACGACACGACCAGAGAUGUUAAAUGCAAACAUUGCGGCCGCGUGGACAAAUCAAUAACCGAGGAGGAAGCCGGGUUGGUCGCGGAGGUGGUCGGCUGGGGGGCAGAACUGGUGCCUCUGGCGGACGUAACAGCCGGAACCCAGCUGGUUUUGGGACUACUGCCGCAGCACACACAGCCCGAACAGAGCAAGCAAGCAGCGAACGGGAAGCCUUCACAUCCAAGCAGUGGAGCACCUUGAUGAAUCUAUUAAAGGAGAAGGACAUCC